GCAAGGCGGAAGCAGGAAUCGUUCUGGCUGUCCCGCUCAGGCUGCCGUCCUUCGCUACCGGAAGCGGGCAGCUGGCCGCUUGUGGCUGAGCUGGGGGCAGCGGCCAUGAGCAAAAGGAACCAGGUCUCCUACGUGCGGCCGGCCGAGCCCGCUUUCCUCAGCCGCUUUAAGCGGCAGGUCGGGUAUCGGGAGGGGCCCACGGUGGAAACCAAGAGAGAGCAGCUUCCACUUGCGGACAGUGAUUCUGAUAAUGGCAGUGAUAAUGAAGAUGAGCAGCCUCAAGUGGUAACGCUGAAAAAAGGGGACUUGACUGCUGAAGAAGCAAUGAAAAUUAAACAGCAAAUCAAAGAGGCCUUGAAGUCAAGUGAACAAGAUGGUGAAUCAGAAUCUGCUGAUGGAAAAAUUAUGUUCAGAAAGCCAGCCAAACGUUCAUCAGAGAAGGUUUUGGACUUCAAUGUAAGUUCAAGUAAGAAGAUGAAAAAGAAAACUGACAGAGAAGCAACUACUUCUCAAAGUACAGCCAAGCAAGUGAAAAACAGCAGUCUUCUCUCAUUUGAUGAUGAGGAAAAUGAUGAUUAGGAGCUGUAUAUGUUUAGUUAUCCUUUUUGGGAUUAGAAGAAGAGUGUGGAUUUUCUUAGAAAUUUAAACAUGAUAUUUGAAUCUUUUCUUACUUUGUUAUCGUUCAUCUAGAGAAACAUGGCAUGAGCAAAACUGAGCUCAGACUUCUCAGUUCAGAUGGAACUGCAGGAAUAGUAUCUCACAUCUGUAUUUUUAAAAAAGAGUUUAAACAAAUGUGUCAAAGCUAUUUGAGAUGAGUAGCUAAAUGAAUAGCAAAAUAUACCUGUAUAUAUCCAGCUUAAAUGUAUUUUUAGUCAGUUCAUUUUAAAAUGUCCUUCAUUAGUAGAAUUUUGUUUCCCCUCUAUCAGUUGGGCUUAAUUGGGAGUUGUGUACUUUUUUUACUUAUUAUUGUCUUAACAUUCAAAAGAGAGAGACUUCAUUGCUGUGGAACAGAAAUUGAUGUAUUUUGCCUCGUAUGUUAACAAAAGCUUGCACUAAAUUUUGCACGUAUGGUUUGUCAGAUAAACUCUUUGUGAGCUCUCUUGCAGUAAGCAAGCCUGCAGUUUCUAAAAUCAUGUAGUCUUAAUGCUGUCUGCACUGAAUGCAGUCCAAGAGGCAUCAAAUUAAUUUGAAUUAAUUGUGCUGGCAAGAUAUGAAAAAUUGUGAUUGUAUCAACUAGUGCAAAAGAAAGAUGCCUAAACCCUUUGAAAUCAUACACUUUGGUUACUAUUCUGAUGUGUGAAGGUGGUGUGUUUUUUUGGAAGUACAGUCUAUUUAGCUACAUAUGUAUUUGUAAUUUUGGGGGACAUCAGUUUGUUCUUGAAAAGCAUUUCAUCUUUAAUCUGUGGAAAAAGUAUUUUAAUUUUGUUUGAAUAGGAAAUUGUAAACAGAAAAGCUAAGUCAAGAAAUGCUAUGGCUGUUUUAAAAUGUUUCAACUGACCGUGUAUGGUGCACUGAAAAUGACCAUUCCUGUACUAUUUAUGUUAUGGGAUGUACCAGAAUUAAAUAACUGCUGAUGGGAUUGGGAAGCACCAGGAGGUAGAAACAAGACUGAUUGGUCUGAAAUGUCUUGAAUACAUUGUGUGUUAUGUAGCCAUAUGUAAGGAAGACUGAGACUGCUGCGAAAUUACAGGGUAUGAAGCAAUGAAACCGGUUCUUGUGCUGCAUGACAGGUCAUUUGAAGUUAUUUGGGCUGUAAAGCUUCAUUGAGGAGCAGAUUUGAAGUUGCUGUGUGAAACAGCUGUUUUGAGUUUGUUAAUUUGGUAUUAAACAAUAAAUUAUGUUUUCUGAAA
Centrocercus urophasianus (Greater sage-grouse) is the source of this 1850-nucleotide messenger RNA. Its product is annotated as KIAA1143 ortholog. The transcript has 3 exons. NCBI's taxonomy places the organism in Eukaryota, Metazoa, Chordata, Aves, Galliformes, Phasianidae. The record is from RefSeq and is a predicted model, not a curated record. Bases 106 to 579 code for a protein of 157 amino acids.